Messenger RNA from Chrysemys picta bellii (western painted turtle), 5470 nucleotides. The record is from RefSeq and is a predicted model, not a curated record. Lineage: Eukaryota; Metazoa; Chordata; Testudines; Emydidae.
ACAAAGCAAUUGGAACCUCAGCCAGAAAAAUGGUCCGUCAGUAAACACACCCAAACAUGUCCAACAGAUGCCUAUGGAAAUCUUGAGUUCCAGGGAGGUGGACAUUCAAAUAAGGCCAUGUAUAUACGUGUGUCGUAUGACACCAAACCAGAUUCUCUGCUUCAUCUCAUGGUGAAAGACUGGCAACUGGAACUUCCCAAGCUUUUAAUCUCUGUCCAUGGGGGCCUCCAGAAUUUUGAAUUGCAACCUAAAUUGAAACAAGUAUUUGGGAAAGGCCUGAUCAAGGCUGCCAUGACAACAGGAGCCUGGAUUUUCACUGGAGGAGUUAGUACUGGAGUAAUUCGCCAUGUGGGAGAUGCCUUGAAAGAUCAUUCUUCCAAGUCCAGAGGACGAAUCUGUGCCAUAGGAAUUGCACCAUGGGGCAUUGUGGAAAAUAAGGAGGAUCUGAUUGGGAAAGAUGUGUCAAGAGUUUACCAAACAAUGUCAAACCCUCUAAGUAAGCUCUGUGUGCUCAACAGUUCUCAUACACACUUCAUCUUAGCGGACAACGGCACACUUGGUAAAUACGGAGCUGAAGUUAAGUUGCGACGUCAACUGGAAAAACACAUCUCCCUUCAGAAAAUUAACACACGACUGGGACAAGGUGUGCCAGUGGUUGGGCUCAUAGUUGAAGGGGGUCCCAAUGUGAUCUCUAUCGUCCUGGAAUGUCUGCGAGAAGAGCCCCCUCUCCCUGUUGUUAUCUGUGAUGGCAGUGGACGAGCAUCUGACAUUCUGUCUUUUGCACACAAAUAUUCUGAAGAAGGGGGGAUAAUAAGUGAAUCCCUCAGGGACCAGCUUCUAGUUACCAUUCAAAAAACCUUCAACUACAACCGGAACCAAGCCCAUCAGCUGUUUGUCAUUCUCAUGGAGUGUAUGAAAAAAAAGGAACUUAUAACUGUGUUCCGUAUGGGUUCUGAGGGGCAACAGGACAUUGAGAUGUCUAUUUUAACUGCUCUACUUAAAGGUACCAACGCAUCUGCACCAGAUCAGCUGAGCUUGGCAUUGGCCUGGAACCGUGUGGACAUUGCACGUAGCCAAAUCUUUGUCUUUGGACAUCACUGGCCGCCUUUAGGAAGCCUUACAGUGACUGAUGGCACAGCACCUGAGAAGGAAAAGAAAUCUCCAGCAGCUCAAACUAAAGCAGCCAGAGGGAAAGGAAAAGGGAAAAAAAGGGGGAAAAUGAAAGAAGAGCCGGAAGAAGAAACAGAUCCACGGAAGCUUGAACUACUAAACUGGGUGAAUUCCCUGGAGCAGGCUAUGCUGGAUGCCCUGGUACUGGAUCGAGUCGAUUUUGUGAAACUUUUGAUUGAAAAUGGCGUGAACAUGCAACGCUUCCUCACUAUUCCUCGACUAGAAGAGCUUUAUAAUACUAGAUUGGGUCCACCAAAUACACUGCAUUUGCUUGUCAGGGAUGUGAAAAAGGGAAAUCUUCCACCCGAUUAUCAUAUCAGCCUGAUAGAUAUUGGUCUUGUACUUGAAUACCUCAUGGGUGGAGCUUAUCGCUGCAACUAUACUCGAAAAAGUUUUCGGACCCUUUACAAUAAUUUAUUUGGACCAAAGAGGCCAAAAGCUCUUAAACUUUUAGGAAUGGAGGACGAUGAGCCUCCAACCAAAGGGAAAAAGAAAAAAAAGAAAAAGGAGGAAGAGAUAGAUAUCGAUGUGGAUGACCCAGAAGUCAGCCGCUUUCAGUACCCAUUUCAUGAACUCAUGGUAUGGGCAGUGCUGAUGAAACGGCAGAAGAUGGCACUCUUUCUUUGGCAGCGAGGGGAGGAGACCAUGGCCAAAGCACUUGUGGCAUGUAAACUGUACAAAUCCAUGGCCCAUGAGUCUUCAGAGAGUGAACUGGUGGAUGACAUCUCUCAGGAUUUGGACAACAACUCAAAAGAUUUUGGCCAGCUGGCUGUUGAGUUGUUAGAUCAAUCCUAUAAACAUGAUGAACAGAUUGCCAUGAAAUUACUGACCUAUGAACUGAAAAAUUGGAGUAACUCCACCUGCCUAAAACUUGCUGUGGCAGCUAAACACAGGGACUUCAUAGCUCACACCUGCAGCCAGAUGUUAUUAACAGACAUGUGGAUGGGGCGGCUACGCAUGCGGAAAAACCCAGGCCUUAAGGUUAUAAUGGGGAUUCUCUUCCCACCCACCAUCCUAUUCCUAGAGUUUCGCACUUCUGAUGAUUUUUCCUAUCAGACAUCAAGAGAAAAUGAAGAUGGCAAAGAAAAAGAGGAGGAAAAUGUGGAUGCAAAUGCUGAUACAGGCUCCCGAAAAGGAGAUGAAGAGAAUGGAAACAAAAAGCAACGGAGCCUUCCUAUUGGAAAAAAGAUCUAUGAAUUCUAUAAUGCACCUAUUGUAAAGUUCUGGUUUUACACGAUAUCAUACCUGGGUUACUUAAUGCUGUUCAAUUAUAUAAUCUUGGUGCGGAUGGACCGCUGGCCCUCACUCCAGGAAUGGAUUGUCAUCUCCUAUAUUGUGACUCUGGCUUUAGAGAAAGUAAGAGAGAUUCUGAUGUCGGAGCCAGGCAAGCUGAGCCAGAAAAUAAAAGUCUGGCUGCAGGAAUACUGGAAUAUCACUGAUAUGGUGGCUAUUUCAGUAUUUAUAAUUGGAGCAAUUCUUCGCCUACAGAACCAGCCUUACAUGGGUUAUGGAAGAGUAAUCUACUGUGUGGAUAUCAUUUUCUGGUACAUUCGAGUACUGGAUAUCUUUGGUGUGAACAAGUAUUUGGGACCCUAUGUCAUGAUGAUUGGAAAAAUGAUGAUUGACAUGCUGUACUUUGUGGUCAUCAUGCUUGUGGUUCUGAUGAGUUUUGGAGUAGCCCGCCAAGCUAUCCUGCACCCAGAUGAGGAGCCCUCUUGGAGACUAGCUCGCAACAUCUUCUAUAUGCCCUACUGGAUGAUCUAUGGAGAGGUGUUUGCAGACCAGAUAGACCCUCCUUGUGGGGAUAAUCUUUAUGAUGAGGAUGGUAAACGUCUCCCUCCAUGCAUACCUGGGGCCUGGCUCACACCUGCUAUCAUGGCUUGUUACCUUCUGGUAGCAAACAUUCUACUGGUAAAUCUGCUGAUUGCUGUCUUCAACAAUACCUUCUUUGAAGUGAAGUCCAUAUCCAACCAAGUUUGGAAAUUCCAGCGAUAUCAGCUGAUCAUGACAUUCCACGACAGACCUGUCCUACCUCCACCUAUGAUCAUCUUCAGUCACCUCUACAUAAUCAUCAUCCGCCUUUGCUGUCGCUGUAGGAAGAAACAAGAAGGAGACCAGGAUGAGCGUGACCGGGGACUGAAAUUGUUUCUGAAUGAUGAAGAGCUGAAGAAAUUGUAUGAAUUUGAAGAGCAAUGUGUUGAGGAAUAUUUUCAGGAAAAGGAGGAUGAACAACAAUCAUCUAAUGACGAACGUAUCAGAGUGACAUCUGAAAGAGUGGAAAACAUGUCUAUGAGGUUAGAAGAAGUGAAUGAAAGAGAACAUUUUAUGAAAGCUUCUCUUCAGACAGUUGACCUUCGACUUUCUCAGCUGGAGGAGCUAUCUGGUCGGAUGGUGAAUGCCCUCGAAAAGCUGGUGGGUAUUGACAAAUCCGAGCUGACGCAUACACACUCACGAGCUUCUUCGGAAUGUGAUGCCGCUUACCUCCUGAGGCAAAGCAGUGUCAACAGCUCUGAUGGCUACAGCAUGUACAGAUAUCAUGUCAGUGGUGAUGAGUUAACAUUUGAUGAUAGCACCACCGCGAUGUCACCAGCCAUGGGAUUGCGCAAAAAAGCCUAUUAUUUUGGUACGAAAGAAGAGAAAGAUGGUGCAGACUCAAAGAUGCAGCUGCUUCCAGAACGUCAGGGUAGUCUUCGCUAUAUCUCCAGUGCUAAUACAGUUGCCACUACAGAUUACAAUAAAUCUACAUUAGAAAUUGCACAGAAUGUCACUAGACAUUCAGACGUUUCAGUUUCAUCUGGUGACAAGCAAGGGAUUUCCAAGAGUGAUGAAACAAUUCCCCAAAGCAUAAAGCAAACAGAUAUUGUUAUGAAUGGACAGUCAAUCACAAGACCAGAUUUUCAGAACACUCAUUUAACAGUAGAAAGGACCAAGUUAGAAGCUACUAUCUCUUAUCCCUUGGACAAGUCUAAGGCAAUGCGCUAUUACCCUGCUGAAGCUUUCAAUGCUUGUCAAACAACCAUGCUAAAGUCAAGGAGCUUUAUAUUUGCACAUGGAGGGAAGCUGGUUGGGGGAGUCAACAACUGGACCACAGACUAUAACACCAUAAUGGAUCGAGUGUGCCCUUCCACAGUUGAACAGUGGACUAGUGAGUGGAAAUACCAGGUUGAACAGAAACUUUCUAAUGAACCUAGUCCAGAAUAUCCUGGUGAGUCUGAAGCAGAAAGGCAAGCAGAGCAGAAACAGUUACUGACAGAUACAGAAGAUGACAGUGAUGUUGGCGAAGCAGGUGUCAGUGCCUCUCAUACUUCUACACCUGUCACCGACAGGACUGAGACAGAAAACUUACUGUCAGUGAAGCCAGACAGGACUGAUAGAUUCCCAUCUGUACGAUCAAAGAGUUUACACAGCCAUUCUCGGAAAGCCAAGUCCAUUAAGGACAAAUUAAAUAGACCAGGACACGCCAGCAGUGUAACUAAUCUAGUGGUGGCCUGUGGCAGUGCAACAGAAGAAAAAAAAGCUAAGCAAGAAAACACUUCCACGGAAACUGAGUGCUAAAAUGGUUCACAGUCCAUGUGGCAGUGAUGGUCAAGAAUUUGUUUGGAUUAGUUUAACAAAUAUACCACACUGAACAGAAAUGUUUGACAAUUUAAUUCCUAAAAAAAUCUUGCAUUUACUGAUUUUCUGUAUUUUUAAUUCUGUAGAAAUGUUAAUACCCUGUUCUCAAACAAACGCUUUGUGAUUUGGGUGAAAGGAAGACAUGUGCUUUAGGGGUGGAUGUAAGGCUAGGCAUGAUAAGAAAAUGCCAAGUGGUCCAGAUCUUUCUGGGGUCCGUUGGCCUUCCAUAUUCAUUUAUUGACUGAGUCUUUAUUAGAGCUGGUUGAAAACUGGAAAAUAUUUUCAUAAAAAAUGGAGAAAAUUCUCUCCCUUUUUUCAUUAGAAAGCUGCUACAUUCAAACUUUUUGGACUAGCUUUAUCUUCACAUGUCCACCUGAUUUCCUUAUGGAUGUAGUCUUUAAAGAAGAAAAAGUACUGAAUGCAAAGGAAAGUUUUGCAAUCUCCUUGAUUUCACGGAUACCUCUUAGUUAAAUUGCCAAGGAAUGCACAUCAGAAGUGACUUUCAGUCAAUAAACUAGACAUAAAUCGAGUUAAAACAAAACAAAAAAAUGCAGGUUUCUCCAAGCACAGCAGGACUUGGAAGCCACCAGUUUUGUCUGGUACCAAAAUAUUUCACCUGUCUUUGAACAUGGGUGAUGGCAUCUUGUUUUCUGUUACUUUGAGAAGGAGUAUCCUCCUUAGCAUG